Molecule: messenger RNA, 477 nt
Organism: Aspergillus affinis
Lineage: Eukaryota; Fungi; Ascomycota; Eurotiomycetes; Eurotiales; Aspergillaceae
Exons: 1
Coding region: 1-477 (158 amino acids)
Source: RefSeq, a predicted model, not a curated record
AUGAAAUACGCCGCGAUCUCCAUCCCGGCAUCCUACGGCCGUCUCGACUCCUCCCCCUCCCCGGGCACCGUAGCUGGCAUAAUCCUCGGCUCCGUCUGCGGCUUCAUCUUCCUCCUAUACCUAAUCUACCUGGGCCUCUCCUCAGGCCGCAGAUUCAGCGGCACGUCGACCGUACCGCCGUCCGGCACGGGCACAGAGAUCUCGGAAGCGGUAUCGGCGCGAUCAUCGCGGUUCCGAAGACGGCCGAGGAGGAGAGAUGAUGUGGUUGAGGUGGAAGAGGGGAGGAGUGCGGAGGGGGAUAGUCGGAUUGUCGUGGAGGAGAGUAUGACGAGUCGGAGCCGUGGGGAUGAGGUUGUGGAGGUUAUUGAGGAACAUGGGGGGAGGUCGUCGAGGCCGUCGAGGGCUGGGACGGGGAGGAAGGGCGGGUAUAGGAGGGAUAGGUAUGAGGAUAGUGAUUAUGAGAGUUCGAGGUUUUAA